Molecule: messenger RNA, 1377 nt
Organism: Stylonychia lemnae
Lineage: Eukaryota; Ciliophora; Spirotrichea; Sporadotrichida; Oxytrichidae
Source: the annotation of a GenBank genome assembly
AUGAGAGAGAGUCAAGAGAUAAAGACUUCUAUUUAAAUGAAAUCAGAUGUUACACCUUCCACUGAGAUGCCUUCACAUAUAGAAGCUAACUAGCACUCAAAUAAACAAAGCUUAGGGAUAGGAGAAGAAUUUUAAGUUUAUGAAGUAUAAAAAGAAAGUAAGAAUUUUAAGCAGAGGCUAGUUUAUUCAAAUUAUUAUAGCUACGUUGAUAGUGCUGUUUUACUCAGUUUCUGGCUUAUUUUCAUGUUAUUUGAUUGUUUUGACUUGCACUGCUACUAGAUGUGGAUAAUGCUCUAUUCAAUGAUGCCAGUAUUUUUCAUUUGUGACUAAGGGAUAGAAAUAUCAGAAGGUUGGAAUGAUCUCAUGAUAAUACUAUUAGCAAUUCUCUUAAUGCCAACAGCUUUGAUCAAAGACUUUAAUCGAAUAAAAGUAAAAUAUAAGCAUUUCAGAUUUCUUUAGAUACUUGCCAUACUAAUUUUUGCAACCAACAUAGUUUUGCUUAUCACAGUAGGUAUAUUUUCCUUCAUUCAGCCUGAUAAAAUGGAGUCGAAACCAGAGUCAGAGUUUAUUAACUACAAAGAACCAUGGCUAUUUAUUCCUAAAAUACAGUUUGCUUUUGAAUUCCAAGCUUAUUUUAUGAUAGUCUACCAGUAUCUUGGCACUAAAAAUCAGAAUGCACAUGGAAUGAGAGUGGCUUCAUAUAGUGCUGGCAUAAAUUUCCUGUACUGUUCUAUAUUUUGCUUUUGCGCUUUCGGAGCUCAUAAAAUUCAUUUAAAUUGCAUAGCCUCCGUCAAUUUGCUUUAUAGCUACCCAGUCUUUAAUUGGGCUAUUGAUUGGUAGCUUGUGAUUAUUUCUGUGCUACAAAUCCCUUUUAAGUUUUAUCUAGGAAAGGAGUUUGUUCUGAUUCUUUUUGAUGAGCUAAUGUACAAAUCACUCUCGUCAAAAAUUGAUGAUAUGAAGGCUCAACACAGAUCUAAGAAGGUAUUCACAGACCUUACAGUUCAUAAAGUCAGAGAGGAUCUCUAUGAUAUCAUAAGAAUGCCAUACAUGCGAUUUAGCAAGGCUCAGUAUAACAGUAUUUCAUUAGUUACUUACCUAAUAAAUUUCCUAAUGGUUUUAUUCAUAAGAGGCUACUAUCACCCUAAUUUCUAAUCGAAGAACCCCUUGUAGUACGUGGUCAGAAUUUCAGCUGCAAUUGUUUAGCCCUUGAUGAUAUUUGUUUUCCCAGGCUUUCUAUACAAAUAAACUUGUGAUCUUUAUGAUAUAAAAUGCAGAUUCAAGUUCUUGCUAAUACCUUUUGGCAUAAUAGGCUUUCUACUCAUCAUAAUAAAUGUAACCCUAGUCAUCUAUGAAAUGGUAAUUCUUAUAAGUUUGUGA